UCCAAAUCGAGAUCAAUUGAAAGGCCACUUAAAACCACCACCAAGCUUAUUGGUCAAAACAGAAAAUGGUUGUAACAAUGUCAAAUUUAAUUCUCGCGUGUCAAGUAUAACCAAACCGCAAAAAAAUUUUCAUUUUAACCAAAGAGGAGUAAUUUCUUCUAAUAAAUCCCAUGGUGCCACAGUGAAACAUAUUUUCACAGCAAGCCGUCACAAUUACAUAACAGAGAUGAUAGAGAAUGAUAAGAAGGAUAUACAUAGUUUUUUAGAAAUUGAUCAAAAUUCAUGCCUAAAUAAGGCAGCGUUACAAAAAAAUAUACCUCGCUCAUCUUCUGCACCACCUAUGCCACCACGAAUGUCUAUCAUUAAUAUGUAUCCUCAAAUCAUAAAUGGAAGACCUGCGAGUGCUGAUGAACGAUCAUACCAAGCUGUUACGUGUAAAAGUGAAAAUCAUAAGGUUAAUUUACACUUGGAAAACAAACCUGAAUCUUUUAAUGAAGUAUUGAAAGGAAAUACGACUAGUUCUUGUGAAUGCAGCAUACAGGAAGCUAUGAUAGUAUGUCGCCGAUGCGGUGCUUUUUGUCAUGAUAAUUGUAUUAGCUCUCAAUAUGUUUGCGCUAUCUGUCUGAUAGGUUAAACUUGUUAAUUAGUCUUCUUUACAUAAUUAAUUUGCUUCAGACAAUACAGAAAACUAAUACAUCUUAGAAA
Molecule: messenger RNA, 705 nt
Organism: Copidosoma floridanum
Lineage: Eukaryota; Metazoa; Arthropoda; Insecta; Hymenoptera; Encyrtidae
Gene: Asx
Product: transcriptional regulator additional sex combs
Biological process (GO): positive regulation of transcription by RNA polymerase II; animal organ morphogenesis
Cellular component (GO): PR-DUB complex
Molecular function (GO): chromatin binding; DNA binding
Source: RefSeq, a predicted model, not a curated record